AUGGCCACUGCGGGAAAAGUUAUCAGGUGCAGGGCUGCCGUUGCCUGGGCCCCGGGCAAGCCACUCUCUGUUGAGGAGGUGGAAGUUGCCCCCCCAAAGGCAGGGGAAGUCCGGAUUAAGCUUGUGGCUACAGGCAUUUGUCAAACAGACGAACACCUUCUGCAAGGCUGCUUUCCCAGUGCAGAAUUCCCAGUUAUCCCUGGCCAUGAAGGAGCUGGAAUUGUGGAAAGCAUUGGAGAAGGAGUGACCUCUAUGAAACCAGGAGACAAAGUCAUCCCCCUUUGCCUCCCACUAUGUGGAGAAUGCAGCUUCUGCCAGAAUCCUGAAUCCAACUACUGCCAGAAGUCCCAUUUCUCUGAACCUCAAAACCUGCUGCCAGACAAGACCAGCAGAUUCACUUGCAAAGGGAAGCAGAUCCACCACUUCCUGUGGAUCAGCACCUUUGCAGAAUACACUGUGGUCCCAGAGUAUGCUGUUGCCAAGAUAGAUGCUGCAGCACCUCUGGACAAAGUCUGCUUGUUUGGCUGUGGGUUUUCCACAGGCUAUGGGGCUGCCAUCAACACAGCCAAGGUAAAACCAGGCUCCACCUGUGCCAUCUUUGGCCUCGGAGGAGUUGGCCUCUCUGCUGUCAUGGGCUGCAAGGCAGCUGGAGCUUCCCGCAUCAUUGCCGUGGACAUCAACGAGGACAAGUUUGCCAAGGCCAAGGAGCUGGGAGCCACCAACUGCAUCAACCCUCGAGACUUGAAGAAGCCCAUCCAGGAGGUGAUCACUGAGAUGACCGGGCAGGGCGUGGACUACUCCUUUGAGGCCAUCGGGCAUGGGGACACCAUGAUUGCUGCCUUGGCUUCCUGCAAUAUGAGCACCGGUGUCUUUGUGAUGAUUGGGGAACUGGAUUCUGGUUCAGAGAUUUCCAUCGAUCCCGUGCUUCUGCUGACUGGCCGUACCUGGAAGGGGACUGUGCUCGGAGGCUGGAAGAUGAGAGAAUGUAUCCCCAAAUUAGUUUCCAGCUAUUUGGAGAAGAAAUUCAAUUCAGACUUGCUGAUCACACACACGCUGCCAUUCGCUAAAGUGAACGAGGCAUUUGAGUUGUUACGUGCAGGAAAAAGUAUCCGCAGUGUCCUGCUCUUCUGA
Messenger RNA from Cinclus cinclus, 1131 nucleotides. RefSeq names its product alcohol dehydrogenase 1-like. The transcript is spliced from 9 exons. The record is from RefSeq and is a predicted model, not a curated record. Gene Ontology annotation, cellular component: cytosol. NCBI's taxonomy places the organism in Eukaryota, Metazoa, Chordata, Aves, Passeriformes, Cinclidae. Bases 1 to 1131 code for a protein of 376 amino acids. Gene Ontology annotation, molecular function: zinc ion binding; all-trans-retinol dehydrogenase (NAD+) activity. Gene Ontology annotation, biological process: retinol metabolic process; retinoic acid metabolic process.